GGCCGAGGCGGUGCGGGUGUUCCGGGCUGAGGGCCGUGGUGAAGUUCGGCGUGAGGAGCGCGGCCGCGCCGGGCGGAGUGGGCGGGGCCGGGCUUCGGGAGUGCGGUGCCGGCUGAGGCGAGCUGGGAGGCGGCGGCGCGUCCGCCGAGGGGCCGCCGGCGCUGUGUAAUGUUCAAGCUCAGAAAUGCCUUAUGUGGAUCGUCAGAAUCGCAUUUGUGGUUUUCUAGACAUUGAAGAAAAUGAAAAUAGUGGGAAAUUUCUUCGAAGGUACUUCAUACUGGAUACCAGAGAAGAUAGUUUUGUAUGGUACAUGGAUAAUCCACAGAACCUGCCUUCUGGAUCAUCACGUGUUGGAGCCAUUAAACUUACCUACAUAUCAAAGGUUAGCGAUGCAACUAAGCUAAGGCCAAAAGCUGAGUUCUGUUUUGUUAUGAAUGCAGGGAUGAGGAAAUAUUUCCUACAAGCUAAUGAUCAGCAGGACCUAGUAGAAUGGGUAAAUGUGUUGAACAAAGCUAUAAAAAUUACAGUACCAAAGCAGUCAGACUCACAGCCUCAUUCUGAUAACCUGAGUCGCCAAGGUGAAUGUGGGAAGAAGCAGGUGUCUUACAGAACUGACAUUGUUGGUGGUGUACCCAUCAUCACCCCAACUCAGAAAGAAGAAGUAAAUGAAUGUGGUGAAAGUAUUGACAGAAAUAAUUUGAAGCGGUCACAAAGCCAUCUUCCUUACUUUACUCCGAAACCACCUUCAGAUAGUGCAGUUAUCAAAGCUGGAUAUUGUGUAAAACAAGGAGCAGUGAUGAAAAACUGGAAGAGAAGAUAUUUUCAAUUGGAUGAAAACACAAUAGGCUACUUCAAAUCUGAACUGGAAAAGGAGCCUCUUCGUGUAAUACCACUUAAAGAGGUUCAUAAAGUCCAGGAAUGUAAGCAGAGUGACAUAAUGAUGAGAGACAACCUCUUUGAAAUUGUAACAUCAUCUCGAACUUUCUAUGUGCAGGCUGAUAGCCCUGAAGAGAUGCACAGUUGGAUUAAAGCAGUGUCUGGUGCCAUCGUAGCCCAGCGGGGACCCGGCCGAUCAGCAUCCUCUGUGAGCUCUAAUCCUAGCUUUGCACUGUGUUCCAGAUGCGGCAGGCCAGAAGGCUGUCGAAUCCUUGUAUACAGAGGUAUACCUCAAGAACUGGAGCACCCCCACUGUCCAGAACCCAAAUGCGCCUUCCGCCCCGCCAGUGCCGCUGCCGCCGUCUCACACCCCACAGCCUCUCGCAGCCACUCUCUGGUCUCCAGCUUUCCCGUGGAGAAGCGAGGAUUUUACGACUCUCUUACCAAGGUCAAGCCAGGGAACUUCAAGGUCCAGACUGUCUCUGCAAGAGAACCAGCUUCCAAAGUGACUGAACACGCUCUGCUAAAACCUCAAAGUAAAAAUGGCCCUCAGGACAAUGAGUGUGACCCAGUGGACUUGGAUGACGCAAGCCUUCCAGUCAGUGAUGUGUAAGAUGGAAGCACCUGGAGCCCGACCCGCCUCAUCAGCGCCUCAGUUUCCUUUCAUGAGGCUUCUAGCCAAAGAUGAUAAAGGGUGAAAUGGUUUUUAAUGCAUAUGCUAUACUGCCUCUUAGGUAUAUUCUUUACAAGCUGGUAAACCAAGAAUCUAGGGAGUGGCCAAACUAAAUGUAAUCUCUUUUUAAAAGUAAGAAAGGAAAAACCUAAAUGUCUCAGUAUCAAUUGUCUGAAGUUUUGUGUGUUCUCAUUUGGGUGAUGAAAAUGUGUGUGUGAUAUUUUUUCCUAGUGAAUCUGACAAUUUAAAUGUUUAACAACUUAAAACAUUAAAAAUGCUUAUUAAUUAAUUUGGUCGUUUUUAAAAUGCUACUAUGACUUACUAUUAGAUGGUCGGUAUUUACAUAUUCUUACUGGUUAAUAUUAUUGAAUGAAAUAUUACCAGACUAGGAUAUCUAAACUGAUGAUGUCUGUGGUGCUGUAGAAUUGAUACUACAAUGUGGGUGGACUGUUUGGACGUGACAGCCAUUUUGGAUGCGCUGGAUCUCAAGGUGACUGGUAAGUUUCGCAUGGAGGAUAUUAUUGAACUGUUAGCGAGGGAUGUGGGUGUACCGGGAUGAAGAAAAGGGGAAAUUUGAUGUUAAACAACUGUAUCUUGGACAUUUGUUUGAUAAAGCUUCAGUAAGACUUGCAGCAGUCAUUGCUUCAUUUAGUGAAAAUUAUUUGGUAUGAAAUUUCUGGGAGAUCUGAUUUUCUUACCAAAGUUUUGUACCAAGUUCUUCUUUCUAUAUUUGGAUCAGUGGAAGACCUCAAGUUUAUAUAUAAAGACAUACUGCCCUUAGUCAUGCUGUUGUGGCCUCUAGUUUUUUUCACUAACAACCUAUAUUCAUUCAAGUGCCUGUGUUUUUCAUCUUGUUAAUGUGCUCAAAAGUCCUAUAUGAUUGGCUUUAAACAUUGGGAUAAAAGUAAUUUUCAGUAGCAUAGUUUAAUGUGUUAAAUAAGAUAACACUUUAUGUUAGAGAUUACCAGAAUGCUGGUAUUCUACUACCUGUGCAAUAUAUAUGUUUUAAAAAACAAAUUUGAGUAUACAUUUAGUCACAGGGAUAUCAUAAAAUAUAAGCACCUCUAAAAAAUCCUGAGUUUGAAGUGUUGAAUAAUAGACCCGUUUGAGCAAAUACCAUUUUUGUGGUUCAGUCUUAAACAUUCGCUUUAAGAAAAUAGUCUUGAAUUUCACAUGCUGCUAUAUUUUUGAUAUUUUACCAUUUUACAGUACUGUUUAGUUUUGAAUUCACACAUGUCAUGUUUCUCCUUUUCGUUCUAAGAUGACUCUUUGAGAGAGAUUUCCUACUGCAGUGGUGGAGUUCAGAGGUUACUAUCUAUUAUUAUAUUAGAAUUACCAUAGCAUCUGUUGAAAAACCCAAAUGCGUAAAGAAUGCACCACUCAACUUUUUUAUUCAUAAGCUAAUAUUUUUAAAACUUAGCUCUUUUUUUUUCUAUUUUGCAGCUACAUUUGAAAAUGAUAGAAUGAAAAGGCUUUGAGUAGUUAUCACUCUUCAUCCAUCAUAAUGGCUCUUUUGAAAAUUCCUUUUUCAUGAACACACUUAAGAGAUCUUGUGUAGACACUUUGAGAUAUUCAGGAGCCUAAUGCUAUUUUCUUUGGUACAAUUUCCACAUCGCAUGUUUAUUUUAGCAUAUUUUGGUAAGUGGUAAUUUGAUAUAUUUCAUAGUGGCCAAAUACUAGCUCUAUUUUGGGACUUUUUAUGGAACUACCCUUAUAUACAAUAGCAUAGGAAAAUGUUCUUGUGAUUGUUGGGGUCUCCUAAUAUUUAUCUCAAUACUUUUAUAAUUCUAUGAAAAUUAUUUAAUUAUUUUAAAACUUAUACUUUUCUUGUAAAUAUGUCACAUCUGAAUUGUCAAAAAAUUACUUUGAAUACCUUAAUAUUUGCUGCAUUUUUUUUCCUGUACAUAUAACAUGUCUUUCAGAAUGGGAAUAUAUGUGUGUUUCCCAAUGUUUACUUUUACGUCUGUUAUCUUUAUAUGUCAAACUGGUUGAACACUGUAAUGACUUGAGAAUAAACUG
Rhinolophus ferrumequinum (greater horseshoe bat) is the source of this 3568-nucleotide messenger RNA. RefSeq names its product pleckstrin homology domain containing A1 (gene PLEKHA1). The record is from RefSeq and is a predicted model, not a curated record. Lineage: Eukaryota; Metazoa; Chordata; Mammalia; Chiroptera; Rhinolophidae. The transcript is spliced from 13 exons. Gene Ontology annotation, molecular function: PDZ domain binding. Gene Ontology annotation, cellular component: membrane; cytoplasm. Bases 185 to 1489 code for a protein of 434 amino acids.